AUGGAUAAAUUAACAAAGAUAAUAGAAAAGAGAAGCAGUGUUCGCAGCAGCGUCACUAAGCUACUAAAAAGAGCGCAUGUAGCUCUGGAGGAAGAAAAAGAAAAAAGCGACUUAAAUACUUUGGAAGAAAUCCUUGAACUUUUAGGAACUAAAGAGGAAAUUUUAAAACAAUAUAACCAAGAAGUAGAAGACCUUAUUACCGAUCCAGAAAAAUUCAAAUCGGAAUUAAAAGGAUCUGAAGAAUAUGAGGAUAAAAUAUUAACAGUCAAAAUUAAAUUGAGGUGUCAUCUAAAACAGGUCACCGUAAAUACUUCUGCCCAGGAAUCUAAUUCGAGCCUAAACAAAUCAAUAAAUGCAGUUUCGGCUCUUAAACUACCUAAAUUAGAAAUUCCACGUUUUUCUGGCGAUACAAAUUUCAUGGAAUUCCUUAAUUGCUAUAAUAGUGCAAUCGGAUAUAAUGACUCCUUAACUAAAAUAGAAAAAUUUCAAUACUUAAAAUCGUUGCUUUCUCCCCCCGCGUACAACGUAGUUGCUGGAUUUGAGUUAAAUGAAAAGAAUUAUGAUUCUUGUAUUGAGCUUUUAAAUCAACGCUAUGGGCGUAAGGAUUUCAUCAUAAAUUCCUAUAUGUCUAGACUACUAAAUUUAGAGCCCGUUAGAAAUUCCUCCCAUGUUAAAGGCUUGCGUAGAUUGUAUGACGACAUUGAAAUAAAUAUAAGAAAUUUAAAAUCUCUAGAUGUUACGGAGGGAUCUUAUGGUCAUUUGUUGAAUCCUUUAUUAUUAAAAUUAUUGCCCCAAGAUUUGGUUUUAGAUUUUCAUCGGAAGCGCAGUAAGGAUAAUAACUGUGAGGUUUCGGAAAUUAUGGAUUUCUUAAGAAACGAAGUUGAAUCGAGGGAAAUUUGUGAGUCAAUUAUUAGUAACCCAAAAAGUUCUGAAACUCAACGCACCUUUUCUCCAAAUUAUAAUAGGUAUCAAAAAAAUUAUUUAAGGCCAAAAAAUGUUUCGUCCGCAGCGGCAUUGCAUACCCAGGUAAAAGGUGUUUGUAUAUUUUGCGAUUGCGUAAACGGUCAUGAUUCAACAAAUUGUAAACUUUUGAAUAUCGAAGAAAAAAUAAAUAAACUUAAGGUUGAGGGUAGAUGUUGGAACUGUUUUAAAAAAAAUCAUAUGAGCAGAUUCUGUAAAUCAGGUAUCGUGUGUAAAAAAUGUUCUUCUAAAUUUCACCAUGAAUCAGUAUGUAGAAAAAAUGAUAACCCUCUUAGCAGUGUGAGAAACGUAGCUGGAAGGCAAACUGAAAUCUCAAGUAAUUCUCAUAAUUCGCCUUCGAUGUUAAAUAAAAAUGUUGAAAAUAUUUCUGUAUCGCAUAGUAAUGUUAAUGCGAAAAAUAAGGCCUUUUUACAAACUUGUUCGGUCUUUGCUAGUUCGGAUAAAAGGUCGGUAUUAACAAGUGCCAUUUUGGAUAGCGCUUCUCACAAGAGUUUUAUCUCGGCUAAAUUAGCUAAAGCGUUAAAUCUCAAACCAAUAAGAUACGAAGAGCUUGCUAUAUAUUCUUUUGGCCAAACUACGGCUCAUAAAAAACGAUAUCCGGUCGUAUGCUUGAAGCUUGAGAAUAGGCAUGAUCGAUCAAAAUUUUAUAUGCUCGAAGCUCUGGUAAUAGAAAUAAUUUCUAACUUGUCUUUAAAUAUUCCAGACGACUCUAUUUUGAGCGAGUUGAAGACAAAAAACAUACAACUUGCCGACUCAUUUGACAAGGGGGUUCCGGUGGAAAUUCUAGUGGGCAGUGACUCCUUUUGGGAAGUUGUUUAUGACCAACGGGAAAGGGUCUGUCAGAACACCUGGGUCAUAAAUUCAGUCUUCGGGUGGCUAAUAGGGGGUGUCGGUAAGAGGGACGAUUCGACUGAAAGUUGCGAAAAUGUUUGUUUGAUAAUGGAUUCUUCCUCUAUUUUGUUUGAGCUCAAUAAAUUUUGGGAGAUAGAGGAAUUUCCUAACGAAAUACGAGGUCUUUCUGAGAGGGAUGAUCAAUUAAUUAAAACCUUCGAAAAUAAUUUGAAAUUUAAUGGAAAACGGUAUGUUUGCAAAUUAAUGUGGAAAGAUAAUAUGGGACCUCCAGUUGAAUUGGAUUCUAAUUUUGAAGUUGCGGAAAGGCGCUUUAAUUCAAUGGAAAGGAAAUUAAAUAAAAAUCCCGAAAUUGCGGACCAGUACAAAAAAAUUGUUAAGGAUCAAUUAGAAUGCGAUAUUGUCGGAAAAUGUGUUUAUAAAGACACUCGGACGGGAUAUUAUAUGCCUCACAGAGCGGUUAUCCGUGACGAUAAAGCUACGACUCAAGUAAGAAUAGUCUAUGAUUGUAGUAGUAAGGGAGGGGAAAAUAAAAAAUCUUUGAAUGAUUCACUUGAGACAGGAGUUAAUCUUAAUGCCAAUUUAUUGGAUGUUACUCUUAAAUUUCGGGAAAAUCAAAUUGCGUUUUGCGGAGAUUUAGAAAAGGCAUUUCUUAUGAUAGAGAUUGCAGUGGAAGAUAGAAAAUAUCUAAAAUUUUUAUGGUUUCCGGACGAUACGGGCGACUCAAAGCAAGUAUCUAAUUUUAAUCGUCUUCCCUUUGGCUUAACUACAUCUCCCUUUGCUUUGGCUUGCGUUUUAAAAUUUCAUAUAAGGAAAUUUAGAGAUAAAUAUCCUAAAUGUUGUGAAAUGUUAAAUUCUCUAUAUGUCGAUGACUUAUAUUAUGGAGCAGAUACCGCGCAGGAUGCUUAUCAGUUAACUUCUUCUGCUAUAGAUAUAUUACGCUCCGCCGGGUUUAAUUUAAGGAAAUUAAGAACUAAUUGUGUCGAGCUAAAUAAACUUUGGUUUGAGAAUGGGUAUAAAGAAAAUACUGAUCAUGGGCAAGGAUCGGGUUUCUUAGGAUUGAAUUGGGAUACAAUUGAGGACGAGAUUAAGUGGAAUUUAAAAGAUGUUAGGAAUUCCUUGGAAUUUGGAAUCACCAACGGAACUUCUAAAAGACAUGUACUGAGAAUAAUCUCUCAAAUUUUCGAUCCUUGUGGACUAAUCAGCCCUUUUGUAAUCACAGUUAAAAUUCUCAUUCAAGAAUUAUGGAAAAGGAGCCUUGAAUGGGAUGAACAGCUACCACAGGAUUUGGAAGAAAAACGGAACACUUGGUGCUCUGAACUCUCUGCUAUAGAUAACUUGCGGAUUGAACGUUUACGAAAUUAA
Argiope bruennichi is the source of this 3195-nucleotide messenger RNA. RefSeq lists its product as uncharacterized. The transcript has a single exon. The coding region runs from base 1 to 3195 and encodes 1064 amino acids. The record is from RefSeq and is a predicted model, not a curated record. Lineage: Eukaryota; Metazoa; Arthropoda; Arachnida; Araneae; Araneidae.